Messenger RNA from Prunus armeniaca (apricot), 726 nucleotides. The record is from the annotation of a GenBank genome assembly. Lineage: Eukaryota; Viridiplantae; Streptophyta; Magnoliopsida; Rosales; Rosaceae.
AUGGAAGCCAAAGCCAAUGUCGUUGAGACAUCAAAAGCCAAAGUUCCAGAAAACAAAGGCAAGAAAGUUGCAAAGAACAAUGCCAAUACUCAUGCACCAAAAGGCAAGGAUUUCAAGAAAAUCAAAGGCACUUGCUGGGUAUGUGGAAAAACAGGGCAUAAAGCACAAGAUUGCUGCCACCGAAGAGACCAAAAUCCAACCAAUCCUCAAGCCAACAUGACUGAAGUCAAUGACAAUUUUGUGGCUGUAGUGUCUGAAACCAAUAUGGUUUCUGAUACUAAGGACUGGUGGGUUGAUACAUGUGCUACUAGGCACAUUUGUGGUGACAGAAAUCUGUUCACUGAUUACAAACAGAAUUCUGGUGUUGAGAAACUGUACAUGGGAAAUGCCUCUGUAUUUGCAGUUGAAGGCAAAGGCAGUGUGCUGCUAAAGUUCACUUCUGGGAAGGUUUUAACCCUUUUGGAUGUACUGCAUGUUUCUGAAAUUAGGAAGAACUUAGUGUCUGGUCCUAUUCUUAGUAAGAAGGGUUUCAAACUUGUAUUUGAAUCUGACAAGUUCAUCCUAACCAAAGAAGGGCUGUUUGUUGGAAAGGGUUACCUUGCUGAUGGCUUAUUCAAACUCAAUGUAAUUGGCAAUGAUGCUUUUAAUAAAAUAAAUAAGGUUUCCGUUUACUUUGCUGAGUCUUCAAAUAUUUGGCAUGCUAGAUUAGGUCAUGUAAAUUAUUGA